AUGUCGGUUACUAGUUUGCAAACAGCCACUUCGCCAACCUGUUUUCUAGAACAGUCUGCCAACAGCUCUAGGAGCGCACCGACCAAGAUCACCCUGGCCAGGGCCACGCGGAGAAGAGUGUCAAGUAUGAAAGGUCUGCUGCCACUUACAUUAUCAUCGACAUCGCCUUGUUCGAGUCUCAAUAGCCAGCUACCUGACGAAGCUUUGGAGCAGCGAGUGGACGACUAUUUUCCAGAACUACUUGCCCGAGACCUGGAAAUAUCCACACCAAUCUUUGAAGCCAAAAGCAUGACAGCUGGACCGCCUAUUCCGCCUACUGCUUCGUCAUUCAAUGGCCAUGUGGACAAGCCAAAGGUCGCUACGGUUCCUUUUCGGCCUACUUUUUCGCCAUAUCAGUCCGCUCAUCUACGCGUCCAGGCUCUUGGAUCUAUCCAAGAGCGACACUCAAUGGUAUCCUUCCUUGACCAGCAAGAAAGCGACCGAUUACACGACAUGACAUCUGAUUCCUGCUCUGCAACUGAGACCGAGACUUCAUCGAUAUAUUCUGCAGAGCCCCCCUCAUUUCUGGUACCGCAUCUGUCCAUACACAAGAGAGUAUCGAAGCUGCAGUUGGCAAACGAGAAGCCCCCUUCAUCAAACAUAUCGCCAAUAUCGCGAUCUGAGGGUUCCCGGCAUGAUAGCAGUUGGAUCGAAGCUGAUUCAGACGCUGAAGACGAGUACAGGGAAGAGGCUGGGAUUUAUAGCACUGUGCUUCACCUUUCGCCGAGGCCGCCAACGCCGCCAGAAUUCGAAGCCAGCAGUGGCUCUAUUUCUGUAGGCGGAAGCACGCAUAAAUAUCUGCAUCGAAAGGCGCAUUCAGUCACAGGGUCCUCGGGUAUCGCGCCACCACCGCUAGGGCAACACUUGAGCAACUCGAUGGCACAGACGUGGCGGCCUAACUCAACGCAGUACCCUGGGCAGAUGCGGUAUCCCGACAGCCCAGAAAGCCUCUAUCUGCCUAUGCCACAAUGUACGCCUUCCAUACCAUCGUUACAGAGCCCACAGUAUCCACCCGAGAGUGGUCUCUCCCGGCGUACAAGCAAUACGUCGAUCAAGAAACGGGCUGGCAGUCACGCGGCUGAGGCUGCGUCAACGACUUACGAGCGUGCUACGCCAGAGUACAAUCAUUUCGUGUCUUGCAUCGAUACAAAACAGGCGCCCAGAUACGACGGUGUCUACAUCCGCCCCUCACCCCCUCCGUCGCCUCUCCCCAGUGUGCAAAUGUGGCUCAACGGGAGCGCGCAGCUUUUUUCGUUACCUUUUCAAAGCGAUGAGCUGGCUCGUGUAGUUCCCCUACCACCCAAUGUCAUGGAGAACCUGAGGGUAAACACGGCGUGUUUUCCUGACACGAUGCUCGACUCAUCCAGCUUAACUAUUGAUACAAUCCGAGCCUACUCCAGGAAGGCUAGACAUCCUGCAACAGAUACCUCUCCUCUUCCCAGCCCUCAAUUCCCAACUACUCCAUCGAGACAGUCAUUGUGGAGAAGAGUUGUCAAGAGAGGGUCACAGAUGCCUCUCAAGACGCGCGAUCCGCAUGCCGCUGGUGGUGCAAAUAACCUGCAAUCACCUAGCUCAAGCUCCCUGGAAUCUCCCAAGCCGUGGGCAUCAAUCAAGAAUAUAUUUGGCAAUUGCUCUGACUACAUCUGUGAAGCACUCUAUUGCCACAUUGUCGCCUACAAUUACAUAUCUGCUCUUGUUGCCCGAUUUCCGGCGCCAAUGGCCCCCGGACGCUCAUGCUCGCCCAUAGAAUUACAGGGCGAUGAUAUUCCUAGAAAGGCAGCAUCUCUUCUUGGUCUCAACGAGGCAACAACCGUGACUUCGGCGGCAUCUGUUCGCUCUGCAAAAAGGAACAGUUUCACGCAAUGGGGCAAGGAUGAUGGGAGGAGUGCUAGCCCAGUGGGUACUUUUGCAAGCCAGGACAUGGCCAUCAGAAACAUUCAGACAGAGCUGCUGCGGUGCAUACGACGCCUUAUUGCGGCCGCCAGAUUGAUGUCCGAAAGUGGAGCGGCGGGAGAGAAAGUGGUGGAGAUGGACAUGGAGGAUGCAGAUGUGCUGCUGUUGCGCAGUCUCUGCGAAAUUGUCAGGGUAAACGAAGAGGUGGCAUAUAUACUCUAA
Messenger RNA from Trichoderma atroviride IMI 206040, 2154 nucleotides. The record is from RefSeq and is a predicted model, not a curated record. NCBI's taxonomy places the organism in Eukaryota, Fungi, Ascomycota, Sordariomycetes, Hypocreales, Hypocreaceae.